This is a messenger RNA of Caenorhabditis auriculariae, 13209 nucleotides long. The record is from the annotation of a GenBank genome assembly. NCBI's taxonomy places the organism in Eukaryota, Metazoa, Nematoda, Chromadorea, Rhabditida, Rhabditidae.
AUGGCCUCGACGGCUGUUUUCCUGUGCGGAUCCCUCGGCGGCAUGUCCGUCGUCCUCAAUUUGUUCGUCAUUUCCGCCCUGUUGAGGUUUUUACUCGGUUUUCCUGUUUCAGGUUGAGGAUAUAAACCUUGAAGUUGGAAUAUCAAAGUAUUUAACGGUCAAAUUGAAUGUUCAUCCAAACUCAGUAUAAAAAAACCAUUUUGCAGUCAUUAUACAUUCCAAAUUUACCAACUUUCUAUAAGUUUUUUUAUCGAAACUCUUCAAAAAGAUCUAAAAAUUUUUAAAAAAAGCCGUCAGAUUCAGACCAGACUGUAUUGUGAAAAUUUUGAACUUGAAUUUUUUUUUUUUAGCUUUUUUUUUCAUUGGACGAAAUCAAAAACCGAAAACAGAGGUUUUUUCCGCCUUCCAUGAUUUUUUUUCGUGGAUGUUCGAAAAUUUCUAGUGGUCCCUCGAGGGUUUUGACUUUCUAGUGGCCGCUAGAUUUUUCCCAGCUAGUAGAAAGUUUAGCCAACUUAAUAGUCAAUUUAUCAUUUUCUUGACUAUAUGGUUUCUCUGAAACAGUAAUGACAUCAAAAACCGAACACUUUUUCCAGACACCGACAUCGGGUCCUGUCCAACGUUUUCUACGUCAUCGUCCUGCACUGUGCCAUUUUGGACGUCGCUCGAGGAGUUUGCCUUAUUGUUCGUUCAUUAAUUAUCUUACCUAACUAAUCAUUAACCUGGUUCAAUAUCUCCCACCCACACCUUUUUCAACGCUAAAUUUAGCCGGAAAUGACGUCUAAACCUCUCAUUUUCGCACACUAUUUCACUCGUUUACUAAGCCAGUGGUCAAUGAACUAUGCCUAUAUUCAUAUUUUUUCAGGUCUACGGGUUGCCGCACUUUGCCAACACAAUCUACAAGUUGAAUUUGUCGAUUACAACGAGAAUCGCUUUAUUUCGGGUAAUUUUCCAAUUUUUCUCUAGUGCGCUCGACUUUUUACGGCUUUUCGUUCAGUAGUGAGAGAAAAGACUGUUAGAAAUGAAAGAAAAGUCAUAGAUAGUCGGGCAGUUAAUUUAUUCCAAGUUGAACAAUUUUUUUUUUAUAAAUGACUUCACUGUUUCUGAAAAUUUAUAUGUAGAUUACAUUAUAUGGAAGUUUGAUUUUCGUCCAUUAAACAGUAAUGAAAAAAGGAAAUUUAAAAAAAUAAAAAUCCCCCGACUUAAAACGACUUGCGCCCUUCGACACCGACGCAACUGGGGAAAUAUCUAGUAGCCACUUAAGAGUUUCCUUAAGGGCUACUUAGAGAGGACACGGCCACUAGAACCACUUAUAAACAAGCUUCUAUUUUGCGUCUUAGUGACCAUUAUAGUAGUUUUUAGCGGUCUAGUAGUACCACUCAAGCUUCUGAAGAGGCCACUAUUUUUAAGCCACUUAAAUGACCACUAAAUCGACCGCUAUAGUGACCUCUAAAGUUCACAUCGCAACGCGAACCGCACUCUGAGCCAUUCCAAGUGCGACCGAUAUCAUUUUAAAAGCAGGAUUUUUUUUUUGAGAAGAUUAUUUCAGGGCUCCACAUUCGCCUUGGUCGUGCUACGGAUCUGCAACCUCCUCACGAUUUUCAAUUUGUUGGUUUUCACAACGAACGAGUUCAUCGUGAUACGGUAUCCGCUGCACUAUCGACGGUAUUUUCGACGUCGGGCCGUUCUCGUCAUUUUGACUUGCUGGUAACUAUUAUCGAAAUGAACCUUUUCAGACCUUAAUUUAUAAAACUAAGCCGAAACGGGAGAAUGAUCUUUAGAGUCUCUUCAUAAGAAAAAAGUAGCGAAAGCUUUAAAAGCUCAAAAAACACUAUUUUGACCAUUUUUUCCAUAAAUAGUUAAUUUACCUUGUAGCCCAACGUUCAAUCAAUAUUUAACUCCAAAAAACCCGAAGAAAUCACGUUUGAUUCCCUUAUUAUAAUAAGAUAAACACAACGCGGCAUUUAAAUAAGAACAGAGAACCUACCGUAACCCCAAGUCACCCUCUCCGUUUGCGCUACGAGACCCACUGCCCCAUAUUUCGCACUCUUCUUGGAUUAUUUUAAGAAAAUCUCUGCAUAUUUUUAAGGCUUCUUCUUCUGAUUUGAUAGAUACUAACUGAUUAUAGAAGCUGUUUUGAGGAAAAGUUGGUAAUAAUUGAUUUUUUCAAGUUCUAAUGACGUUUCAGUGAAUGUAAAAUUUCUAUUCUUAAAUUUCAGAAUCUCCUGGUCUUUUUUGGUAGUCACUCAAGUUUUAAAUUAACAGUUGAACGUUUCAUUUUGCAAAAAAGUAUAUUAGGUUCGAAAAAGUAGCCGAAAACUGCUGAAAAGCGUCGAUUUUGCCAUUUUUCUCCACUUUUGGGCAUUAUUUUCAAGAAAACGUUAAUUUUUGUGAUCCCCCUAUGCUUGAUUGAUGCAUUGUUAGAAAAAAUUCGGCAAAAUAACGUCUAGUUUUCUUAUUUUAAUGCAAUAUAUAAAGCGCGGCGUUCACUGAACGAAAAACGAGAAAGCGGAGGCUACCGUAAUCUUAAGCCCUGUUGUUCAUUUGCGCUGCGAGACCCUCAUGUUUUCUCUUCUCAUGGUUUCUAAAUUAUUAUAAGGAUAUGUAUCCAUACUUUCAGGUUUUUUUCUACCAAAAUCUGAAAGAUUUUUUUAUAUUUUGAAAAUGUUGCUUUAAAAAAAUUAUUGAUACUGAUUAAUCUUUGUAGGUUAAGAAGUCAUUGACUGAAUAGAUUUGUUUAUUUCAAUUUUUGGAAGUUCCAGAUGAGUUUAGAUUCUUUUCAAAUUUCGAAAUUGACGGUAGAGUAACUGGUUCCAGAAAAAAAAAACAGCAUUAAAAAGCCUGAAAUUUGCUAUUUUUCAUAGAUGUUUUUUUAUGCUACAAGCAAAUUAUUUGGAUUUCUUUUAUUUUUCAAACAAAAUAAUCUUUUUCGCAAAUUAUCUAGGUUAAAGUUACUGUUUCAAAUAAUUGCCGUAAUAAUUUGCGAAACAACGAUAAUGUAUAUUCUGUUUCCGCCCCCGAUUAAAAAAAAAAGGAUUUUAUAGUUAGGGUCCGCAAGCCAUUUCUUCAGAACGAUUCAAAAAAAUAUGUUUUUCACAUUGUUCGAUAGAGGAGACUGUCCAUUUUCAUAAUCCGUUUAGUUUUUGAAAAAAGGUCCACUAAGAAAAAAGUUAUGGCCAAAAAACGAGCGCGCGCGGCGUACAACUGGAGGCAAAAUCUCACGGUUUACCCGCUGCCGCACGCUUUCUUUUUAAAUGUUUUUGCGCGUUUCUGGACCGUUUUCAAAUUGGUUUUCUGUUCUGAGAGGUUGUCCGACUUGAGCCUCAUGUUUUUGGUAUGAAUCUUUUUGUACAAUCCUCAUAAGAAUUUUUUUGAUAAAAUAUCAAAAAAACUACUUAGAAAAAAAGGUCAGAAGGAAUUUUUCAGCUUAUUUUUUUCUUUUUUUCUAAUCAGAAAAAAAUUAUUAUCAUUCGAUUUGGAAGAAAGAAAAAAAAUGAAAAAAAUAAUGUUAUUUCGAAAUAAAACAGGAAAAAUGUGCAAUUUGACUCCAAAAAAACGGCUCCUGCAACAUUUAAAAGUGCGCAUCGGUGUGUUUGACGCAAACACAGCUACGAAUGCUUGCACGAAUUCUUCCAAAAUUUCAAAAAAAAUUGCCAUUUUUUCGAGGUUUUCAAAGCCGUUAUUUUUUUCGCGUCGAUCGAUUUUUUUCAUAAUUUUCUCAUUGAUAGAGUUUUGAACGCUUAAUAACCUGAUCAAAAAGUAUAGACGCGAUCCUAUUCUCUCAUGCGUCAACGAGGCAGACGAAAAAAAGGAGGUUUUGGUAAAACUCAAAUAUAAUUUGAUUCGCUGUCCCAAUAAUUAUUUUUCAUUUUGAAUUUUUUUAUUUUUUUGGACACACUGUUAGUUUUUAAAAUCAAAUAAGAAGUAUACCAUGUCGCUGAAAUUUUUUUCGCAUUUCAACUUCAAAGUUUGGUGUCACUUUACAAGCUUCGAUUUUUCGCGUCGUUAGAUUUUUUUAAAAUUUCCACUCAAAAAAAUAAAGAAAGUGUUAAUAAGUAACAUACUCAAAAUUUGGAAGCGAUCCUCACUUGCAUUUUCUGAAACGCGACGAUUUUUGUGAAACUUGUCAGUUUUUUUCGUGUUAAAUCUUACUUUUUUUCGCUUAUUUUUUUGAAAAAAACAUAGUUUUUUUAAAAUAUUCAGUCUUGUAGAGCGUUGUCGAUUACAUAGAUUAACAGAAACAGUUCAUUUUUUAAAGUGGGACUUUAGCUAGUAUAAACGCCUCAAAACCGUUUUUUUGCAACAAAAAAAUCGUCAUUUUUGGUGGCGGGAAGGGGCGAGGGCUUUGCGCCCCCUAUUUAUAGUCAACCUAUUUAAAAAGCUCAUUUUCCGCUCCUAUUCUUUUUUUCAAAUUCUGUACUGGUUUCUUUCGUUUUUGCAUUAAAAAAAUAGUAGAAUAGGUACAAAAAGCUUUCAAAAUGUCAUUUUCACAAUAUGGUUUUUAUUUUUUUACAAAUUUUUUUGAAAGUUUCUGAUGAGUUUAGAUAUUUUUUUCAGAGUUUAAAGUUGACUGUAGAGUAACUGGUUUCAGAGAAAAAGAAAUUGCGUUGAGAAAGCAGCAUUUUUAAUAUUUUUGGGAUCGAUUAAUUUAAAAAAAUAACUUUGGAGCAUCUAAUUUUUCGAUCGGACUUCUCUCAAAUUUCAGUCCGAAGUGAGCUCUUUGAAGAAAUUUAUGAAAAAAAUUAUGUCAUCUUUUUUUGCAAAUUAUCAAGAUGAACUUACUGUUUCAGAUAUUUAUCUUAAUAGUGCGCGGAUAAUAUUCAGUCAGAGCCGGUACAAGAUUUUUAAAAAAAGUUGAUUUUAUGGGUUUUUUUCAAAAUAAGCUUUUUUUCUUUUAUUUUUUUACUUUAAAGCACAUAUUUUCCCCUUUUUCCUACACAUAAAAAAUUUGAUUUGAAAAAAAGGCGAAUUAUUAUCGUUUCCCAAUGUCCCGUGAACACGAUCAGGUAAAAAACCAAACGAAUCCACCUUUAGUUUUCUUAUUUUAAUGCGGAAUAUGAAAAAAAUUAAGAAAAGAAAGCUUUACCGUACUCCCAAGCCCGCGUUCCGUUUGCGCUUCGAGACCCAUCAACUUCCUUUCGCAUAGUUUUUGGAUUAUUAUAAGAACACCCGAGCUUAUUUUGCCCUUUUCCUCAUCGAAACGGAAGUGAUUCAACAAUUUUCGAACAAAACUUUGCGAAAAAUUUGCUAAUAAGGUUUUUUUCAAAGUCAUAUCGGCUUUUCACAGAAUUUACUUACCUUUUUUUCAGACUUUUCAGAUUUUUAGAUAAACUUUUCUAGUUUCUAUAAAGCGAAAUAAACAGUAGAUGAAUUGGCUUGAAAAAAAAUACAUAGACCAUAAAAAUAAGCUGGAAACGCCUAAAAAUUACUGUUUCGUGUCAUUUUUCGCAAUUUCUAGUCAUUUUUUCCAGUAAAACGCUAAUUUUUAAUACUUCCCAAAGCUGAAACUACUCAUUUAUGCAAGAAAAUCCGUUUAAUUAGGUUUAGUUUUCUUAUUUUUAUAAUUUGAAGUACGCACUAGAAAUUAGAGGAAAGAUAGACUACCGUACACUCAAACCUUCUCUCGCCUUUUCGUUGCGAGACCGAUCCUUUUUCUUUUCAUAUUGUUUUCUAAUUAUUAUAAGAAAAUAAUUGCAGUUCUUUGCGCUUUUUUCAUUGAAUCUGAUAGAUAUUAUCUGUUUAUAAAGGCUUCUUUGAAGGAAAUUUGCUAGUAAGGGGUUUUUAAACAUAUUUUCGGCCUUUCACGGGAUUUACUUGCUUUUUUUCAGACUUUUCAGAUCUUGAGAUAAAUGAUGCUUUUUUUCCCAGUGAUAAGGUGAACAUUAAAGCGAUUGGCUUGAAAAAAAGUACAUAGACCUCUAAAAUAAGCUGGAAACGCCUAAAAAUUACUGUUUCGUGUCAUUUUUCACAAUUUCUAGCUAUUAUUUCCAAUAAAACGCUAAUUUUUUAAUACUUCACAAAGCUGAAAUUAAACAUUUAUGCAAGAAAUUCCGUUAAAUCACUUUUAGUUUCCUUAUUUUUAUACAAUGAACUACGCACUAGAAAAUGGAGGAAAGAGAGCCCACCGUACACCCAAGCUUUCUCUCGCCUUUUCGUUGCGAGACCCACCCUUUUUUCUUUUCUUAUUGUUUUCUGAUUAUUAUAACAAUAUACUUGCGCUUUUUUGCGCUUUUUUCUUUGAAUCUGAUAGAUAUUAUCCGCUUAUAAAAGAUUCUUUAAAGGAAAAUAGCUAAUAAUUCAUUUUUCUACACAAAAUAGGCUUUUAACUUAAUUUUAUCAUAAAUUUUCAGGCUUUCAAAGUUUUUCUUAAGGUAUUUGUCCGUUAUUUGAAGUUCAAUUUCAUUAUUUGAUUGUCUCGCUUGAGAAAAAAAUAGGAUAAUAAUUCGUAAACAUAGCCAAAAAAAUGUUUAAAAAUUGCCGUUGUUGCUAUUAUUGUUCGUGUGUAGUCAUUAUUUUCAAACAAAGGCUAAUUAUUAUCAUUCCUUAAAGUUUCAUGAGCAAAUAUUGACAAAAAAUUCCCGGAAAUACCUUGUAGUUUUCUUAUUUUAAAACAAACAUGAAACGCGACGUUCAUUCUAGAAAAAGGAAGCCUACGGUACCCACAAGUUUCCCUCUAUAUUUGCGUUGCGAGACCCGCAAACCUCGAUGGCUUUUUGUUUUGGAUUAUUAUAAGGACAGUCUUGAGAUUUUCUGACAUUUUUUCAUUGAGAUGUUUAGAUGUUGGAAUUCUCUAUGCAAUGCUUUCAGAUAUUUCUAAGAAAUUCAUAUUUUCAGCCAUUAAAAAGUCGCUUUUGUGAAUAUAAUCACAUUAAUCUAUACUUUCCAAAGACUUCGGUGUUUCUUUUUGGUUUUAAAAACUCUACAAAUGAAUUUGUUUGAAGUUUACAAAGAAAAAAAUGAGAGAAUUUACGAAAACCAGAUUUUGUAGUGCAAAAUAUGGAUUUCUGCUCAUUUUUUCUCACUUCUCGUAAUUUUUAUCGGUAAAAAGAGAAUUCUUGUUCGAUCAAGAUGUUCAAUUUAACAUCAUGAUCAAAAAUUUCAUCAAUAUUUGUUUUAUUUUUCUUAUUUAAAAACAAAAGCUAAAGCACUUGAAUCGCACGAGAAAUCGGAGAGGGAGAGGCUACCGUAACCUUAGGUCUGCCCUUCAAGUUGCGCUUCGAGACCUGCACGCCUUGCUAUGCCAUUGAUAUUGAAGUUUUUUAUCAAAAGUUUUCUUUUUCAUUCUUUUUCAUUGAUAUAAAGACGCUUUUUGAAUGUUAUCCUUUCCUCCCUUUAAGUUGUGGCUUUUUCAGUUGGAUAGUCAGUAUCGUGAUGGGUUGCGGGCUCCUUAUCCCAUCUUCUGCUUCGAAUCCAACGAUGAGAAGGGAACAUGGUAAUUUUAUAAAAUAAAAAAAUUAAAUAGAAAAAAAGUAAAAAUUUUUUUCAGACGGGGACUGGCAAAUCGAUCUGGCCACGCUAAGCUUGUUGAUGAUCUCCGUUUUGUGUUUUUUUGGUCCUCGGAGUCGUCGUCGUUAGUUUUUAAGAUUUCAGAAAAAAACUUGAAGAAAACAUUAUGCUUUGAAAAGGGAUUUUUAGAAACUUUUUGAAAAAAAUUGACUUAAAUGACAUAUGCUCCGAUACGGCAGCCAGGAAAGUUUCGAAAAAUAAGUUUAUGAAUUUUUCAAGAACUUUCCGAAACGCCAAAAUGUCCCCAAAUCCUGAAUAAUAUCACAAUACCACAAUGAUCAAAUGAACUAAAAAUGUUAUUCAUUCUCAUUUUGAUGCUUUCUGAAACAGGGAACUGAUUUUGAGCAAAAAUAAUUUUCAAAAGGGAAUUUGUUUCUCUUCCAGGUCUGCUACGCCUUCAUAUUGCGGACGAUUCGAAGGUUCAAGGACGAAUCGGGAACGCUGAACAACGAGGAAAGCCAUCGCAUUCAUAAUCGAUCGCUCCAUCGACAAGUCAAUAAUCAGAAUUCCAACUGUUCCAGUGGCAGUCGGUCAGUUUUCAGAGAAAAAGUGCCAAAAAAGUAGAUUUUUCUCCGGUUUUCCUAAAUUUUGCAGAAACCCAUAGCCAUAGGAAAUGUUUCAAAUGAAAAAUCGCAAAAUAUGGGUCUUAAAAAAUAGGAAAAGUAGUAGAACCUUCAGCUUGAAGCUGUUUGGAGCUGCAGGAGUAAUAUGCAGGGGCUACGAAGUUCCCAAAAAAAAAUCCUGAAAAAUUUGGAAGAUAAUUUACAGCGGAAUUAAUAGUAAAACGCGCCCAUAAAGUUCUAAAAAUCCUGCAAAAAAGCUCGAAACUUGCAUUUUAUGUUUAAAAAAAACCAGUUUUUACAUUAAAAUGACUUUCAUGUUUCAUUCGAACGCCUAAAAUCCCAAAAUACCUUCGAAUCCUCAAUACACAAGUCUAAUCUUUUUGGUAUGAUAGGGCCUGCUGGAAAACUUUCAGUCGUUUUUUUUAAUGGGUUUUUUUUUCGAAAUUCAAAACUUUUGUCCAAAAUGCGGACACUCCAAAUUUCGAUUAGUUGGAAAGUUUCGAAAAACAAAAAAUUGACGGCCCAAAAUAGGAGAUUCUGUGAUUUUUUCAUUGAAUUUCAUGUCAACCUUUUCAACUUGAAUUUGUGUUCAGGAUUCUAGAAAAUUUUAAAGUUUGAAAAAUAUCAAAAAAUGACUUUGAAAAUUGCCCCAACGCGGUGUUUUUGUUAGUGAAAGAAAAUGUGAAACCAAAAAAAAAGGUGGGCGGAGUCAAAAUAACAGGGCAUAUUAAAGGCGCAAGCCGCCGUAUUGCUAGAGAUCUUUGAAACGAAUCGAAUUUUCUCAAAAACAAAAAAAAUAAUGCGCGAGAGCGCCGCGGUGUUUGCACACGACACACGACACUUUACGGGGAAAAAGUCCCAAAAUCACUAUUUUGAAAGAAUUCCUCCCUUACAUGGACAGAUUUUUUUAGAGGUGGCCGACCCCUCCUCCCAAUAUUUCCUAAAUUAAAAUUGAUACUACCUCCCUGAGACUGAAACUUGUAUUUUUUGGCCAAAAUAAUCUCCCUGAGGUUGAAAAUCAAUUUUAUACCUAUUAUUUUGAGUUACAUCCCUCCUCCCGGGUGGAAUGAGUUCUGUGAUCUGUGAUUUCUGCAAUUCCGAAAUUCAGAUGGCGCGGCGUCCAAGCGAUGAGCCGCCACAAGUACAUCUACGUGAUAGGAUCGGUUCUGAUUGUCGAUUUGCUCUUUCUAUGUCCCUACUCGGGGAUCCAACUCGUCGCCUUCCUCCACAUCAACAAUCUCAUCGAGAUCACCCAUGGAUCGACUUUGAUUCGGUGGUGGCUUCAGGUUAUACAGUACACCUUUAUUGAUGUUACUGUAGUUUAUUUUUUAAAAAUUAUAGAGCUAUUUUUUUAGAGCUUUUUCAUCGUUUACUUGAAACUGCAAAAAGACUUAAAUUUUUAGAGAAAAAGAAAAUUUCAACUUCGCUUCAAAAUAUACUAGAUUGUGUGUACACAAAGUUGUCUACCGAAAUUUUUUUUUUACGGAUUUUAAGUUCUGACCAAUUUUUUACAUUUCUAUGUGAGUUUGAAGCUUUCAUGACAGAGAAAUUAAAAAAUUGAAAAACUGAAUGAAAAGCGAUACUGGAAGAAGCUUAAGUGGGCCCUAAAGGGAGUUUGAAAUUUAGUGGGCCCUAUAGGGAAUUCAUAAAGACCUCCUAAAGGGGACAAAUUUGAGAACCCUUUCUCAAAAAACGGUAACUAAAGCCGGAAAUGUCCCGGACGUUUAUGAGCAAUUCUAGGGGUCACUUAAGAAGUUUAACGCUGCCAAAGUGGUCACUAGAAAUGCCCUGACACGUCCGUCCGAGUUAUCAGUAGAGCAACUUUGUGUUUGUCCUUUUUUGGCGUGAUUUUUGUUCAUUUUCCCUGUUUUUUCCGGAAUUUUUUUAUUUACCGAGUAGUUUUUUCAAAUUAAAUGUGAAGCUCUAACAUAUGAAGGACGGAAUUUGCCGUUUUUAUUGGUCAUUUUCUAUAAAAAAUUUGAUUUUUAAAUCACCAUUAUAUAGUCCAUUCGCCGCGGCUUGACAGUGUCUGCGUCUCUCUGUUCCCUCGCCGGCAAGGUCAGAGAAACGUGAAAAUAGCACGUCAAAAUGAGAGGGUAGGAAGAGAAAAACCGCAGUUUCAAGUAGCGAAAAAUGGAUAUAACGCUGGUUUCAAAUAAAAAUCUCGAAAAUCACUUUUUCGAAAAAAAAAAAAGGAGUUCCAGGUACUGAUCGGAGUCCAUUCGGUCUGCCAACCCCUCUGUUAUUUCCGAAUGACGGAAUUCCGACGCCUCGCCUGCUGCAAUCCGAGACGUCCGUGGAACCGAACCAAAAGCUUCUCCCAGAUGAACAAAAGCUUUGGUUAGCCAGUUUUCCUGUUUCAAAACAUCUUCAUAAUAUUUUGGGAAACCUUAUUUGUAAUGCGUUGCGUCCCAUAAGCCAAAUUAAAAUUUGUAGAUUUGUAAAGUGAAUUUUGUAGAUGGAAUUUGAAACCUAUCGUUUUCAAGUAAUCGUAUUUCAAAGAAAAGGGUAAAGAUCGGAAUUUCAAGAAUGAGACACGAAAAAAAGGCCGCUUUUUUCGAAUUUCCGAAAAAAAAUUGAUAUACUUUGACGAUUUGAAGGGGUUUUUUCAAGGGAAUAAGCACAGGUUCAACUAAUUUUUGCGUUUCGUAAAUCGAAAAAAAAAUUGGAUUCUAUAAACAUUCCAAAAUAGCUUGUCUAAUAAGCCGAAAAUCUCGAAAAAGACGAAAAAAUGGAAAAAAAAUAUACUGAUUUGAAGACUUUUCCACGAAAAAAUGCCAUUUUUUUCAAAUUUUUAGUGAUACUGAUAUCCCUAGGAGCGGCAGAGUGGUUCCUAUAGGGGUUAGGGAAAAAAAUAGCCCAUGUAGAGGACAAAAAAGUGGUCCCUAUAGGGGUAAAAUUCAGUCUUUUUCAAGGAUUUCUCAAGGAAAUAGGUACGGGUUGAACUGAAUUUUCUACUCUGAAAAUUUUUUAAAAGCUUCAAACUUUGCACAAAAUGAAAAAAAAUCGAAUUUCGAAACAACUCAGGUUCAGCGAACACCCGAUCGGCAGUUCGAGAAGAAGAAAACGGCGUCGAGCCCUUCGACCCAAAUUGCCCGCUUCUGAAGGACGGCGAAGUCACCCCGGUAAGUACCUCAUUUUACAUUUUCACUUGAUAAAUUUAAGACCAAAAACUUCCUUAGCAGAAUUAGUGUUUUAGUGUAUGUUUCUAAUAUCGUUCUAGAAAACCGUUCUGAAAUUUUGAAAAGUAUUCCUUUUUCCAACUUCGAUUAAGAUAACCGCAUGUAGAAUAGCUCGAAGCGACGCGGUCGCGUUGCGGUUGAGAUCUGACUGGAAACCAGCAACUUUUUCUAAUAAUGCUUUUCUAUGCCACCACGAACAAGUCGUUUCAAGUCUGGCGCAUUUGGCCCAAGCGGUCUUUCUACGUGCAGCCAUGUUUCCACUCAGGAAAAGCUGCGCUUAAAGAGAUUUUAGUUUUAGAAAUAGGGGUUAGACAGAAAAAGGAAAUUUUACACAGAAAAUGUGGUUUUUGACUUGUUGCAAAGGUGUGAACAAAAUCAAGAAAAAAUAAUAGUGAAAGUCUAUUGGAUGAAACAGUAAAGUCAAAUUAUCAUGAGCCAAUUUUUUUUGGAAGUGAUUAUGCAAUCGGCCGACUUGGUCACACGUAGAAACGCGGUUGGUUUCGGAUAUGAAACUCUGGUGAUUUUCCAUGCUGCGGAAGUCGGUUUAGGUCCGGCACAUUUCAAAGCGACCGCUACGCUUCAAGCCAUUCAACCAUGGGCUUUAAAGUUGGAAAAAAUCUUACAAUUUUGAAAUUUCGCAGCCUGAAGCUGUAGGAAAAAUGAUUAUUACAAAAAAAUCGUAUUUGACCGUGAAAAUCUUUGAACAAAGUUAUUUACCGAAGGGGGUUCCCCUUUACGCAAUUAGAAAAUUCAUUUCCGCCCAUUUGGCAUUGUUCGGAUCGAAGUGAACUUGGAAGAUAAAUUUCAAACUCCUCCAGUGAAACCGUAAACUCAAUUUGUUUUGUGUUUUUUUAUGGGGUAAAAAUAAUCAAUUUGAAGGCGAGAAGCGAAAGAUCGCCAACGCACGCCUGGACACGUGGGGAAUCGAUCCGUUUCCGGACCUACGGCAAUGAUUUCGCGCAGGUUCCUUUUUCAAGCAUCCAUUAAAGUUUCAUUUGUGAAAAAAGUUUCAAGAUUCGCGAAAAAAUCCAAAAAAUCCGAUUUCUCUGCUCCUUUUUUUUCUCUAACCGACACUCUCAUAUUUGCGUGCUCUUUCGAUUUGUUUUCUGUAACCCCGCCGAGAAAAAAAAAUCAUAAAACAUGGAAAAGUCCAAUUUCUUUGCUCUCUCUAACCGACCCUCCAAUCUCACGUGCUAUUUCCAUUAUUUUUUUUUCUACAACGGGCAUUGAAAAGAGAGUGCAGACCGGUCAGACAUUUUUUAUUGAAGACAAAAAAAAUUUUAAUUCCAUUUUACAAAAUUAUAGAGCCGCUAAUCCAAAAUUUAAUGGUUUCGGUGAAACAGUAAAGUUGCAUAUCGCCUACCAAGUUUUGAAAAAGUCUGACUUGUCUGUGCUCUCUUUUCUCUCACCGGCUAGGGCGAAUAAACAAGAAAAUAGCACAUAAACAAGAGAGUGUCGCCGAAAGAGAAGAGAGCGCAGAGAAAUCAGACUUUUUCAAGUUUUUGGCGAUAGAGCGCGUUUACUACGUACUUUUUGGGAUUUUUCGAAAACCUAUUUUUGAAAAUUUUCUUCGUUCAAUAUUUCUUCACGAUACUUGCCAAAAUUAUAAAAAAAUUUAAUUUUUCUGAAAAAAGAUUCAUUUUACAACUUUUUGACCGAUUCUACUAUUAUUCAAAUUUUUUUCAAUUUUCAUCAUUUUUCAAUUCGUUUUUUUGUCACAUUAACGUGCUAUUUUCAUGUUUCUCUGCCCUCGCUGGUGAGGGAACAGAGAGACGCAGACACUCGAAAAGUCGCGCGUAUCAGCCAAAAACUUUUAAAAAACAACCAAUUGACAUUUCCAGCACGCCACUCCGGUCAAGAAAGACUCGACAAUCUCCGAAGUAAUGGAAAUGAGGGUGAUCCCGAACGGGAUCGACGUCGUCGCCCCGGCCAAUGGAACCAUCGAAGCUAAUCAUAUCUGA